CUGUAAUUGUUAAACUAAGUCCUACUCUAAUUUCAACCUUUACAAUCACUUCAGAUUCAACUUUUACUUUAAAUUCUUCUUAUUCAUUAUCUGAUAGAACAGUUUAUUCAUGGAAAUCAGUUAUUGAACAAAGACUUAUAUCCUUUUUUGAUACUACUGAUUCACUAUCUAAUAAAUCAAUUAAUCAAUAA
Molecule: messenger RNA, 191 nt
Organism: Funneliformis caledonium
Lineage: Eukaryota; Fungi; Glomeromycota; Glomeromycetes; Glomerales; Glomeraceae
Source: the annotation of a GenBank genome assembly